This is a messenger RNA of Alligator sinensis (Chinese alligator), 4027 nucleotides long. RefSeq names its product chromosome unknown C1orf112 homolog (gene FIRRM). The record is from RefSeq and is a predicted model, not a curated record. The coding region runs from base 903 to 3605 and encodes 900 amino acids. The transcript is spliced from 23 exons. Lineage: Eukaryota; Metazoa; Chordata; Crocodylia; Alligatoridae.
CUAGUUCCUCUUUCCUGCCAGGGGCAGGGGGUCAGACACGAUGAUCCAUUGGGUCCCUUCUGACUCUACAAUCUAUGAAUCUGUGAAUAGUCACUCCCUCUUUUGCAUGUGUACAUGUGUGUUGGUAGUCAGAAAUAUGUGGGUACUUAUGAGUUCGGUGUCUCUGCAGCCCUGGUUCUGAUGACCUUCCCCAAAUAGUGUUUGAGAGACAAGAGAAUAAGCACGCAAGCAGGAAAAGUGCACUGCAAAAGAAAGAUCUUCGUUCUGACACUGAGUUUAUGAAGGAGAAGGGUGAAUGUGAUUUACAGUAAACAAAUGCACUGGGUGUCUGAUGAUCUAGGUGCCAGAUAGUAGGCAACUGCUCUAGUCUGAACGUGAAGCAGGCAUUCAGCAUUCUAAGAUAAAUUUUACUCUGUACGUGUGUGUGUGUGUGUGUGUGUGUCUGUGUGUGUGUGCGUGCGUGUUUGCACGCGUGUGCGGUUCAUCUAGCAGUUAAAGUAACAUUGGACAAUUCCUUGGUCUGCAUCCAUGUAUAAGUCAUUAUGUAGAUCCCAAACUCCAAAGCGCUUAAGUGGUUACAUAUCUAACUAUAAGAGUGAUGCUAUUGAUUUUGGACAUGCCUUGAAAUAUUUGCAGGUUGGGUGUAGUAAUAAAUUUUAGGAUUAGAUUGAACAUUAAUUUGUAUUUGAGGCAAGGAUUUCUUAGGGUGACAUCUCGUACCGGACCAGCUACGUAGUUGGGAUAAUGUUAGACAAGCUUUUGAGUGCAAGACAUUCUUUCUCAGGUCUCUGAUCUGUAUUUCAGAACAUGUUUGAGUUCACUUUCUUUAACGCUUUUACUCUGUGUAUCAAAGUUCUGAUGACUGGACCGAGCAUAUUUGGGUGUUAAGAAUCCUGACUGACAUGUUUCUACCUCAUAUUGACCUUUCAGAGUUAGAGCAAACAUUUUUCUCCAAAGUAUUACCCAAGGCUAUUCAAUUAUUUGAUGACUUGAUGUAUGAAUUAGCCAAGCAGGCAAAAGGAUUAACAAGCCAGAAUGCAGAAUUACGCACAGUACUAAGGAAUAUUUUACAGACCCUGGUGCAGCUGUUGGGAACUCUGACCAGUUGUGUACGGCACGUCUGUACUCUUGCGGAGUCUGUGCCCCUAGAGAGUAUCCGUACCCUUCCCUCUUCCAUUCUCUAUGUGAUCAAGAACAUGUUCGUGCACUGCAAGAACAGUGAAUCAGUGUACAACGGGUGCCUGCAUUUGAUAUCUGACCUUCUCCAGUCUCUGUUUAAGGAUACCUAUUGUCUUCAAAAGCAGCUUAUGGAACUGCUUGAUAUGAUCUCUAUGGAAUCUGCUACCACGGAAGACAGUGUUGUAAAUAUGGUGUCAGUGAUCCACACUGUACUGGAGAUCUGUUCUGUCAUUUCCAAUAUGGACCAUGCUCUUCAUGCCAACACAUGGAAGUUCAUAAUCAAGCAAAGCCUCAAGCAUCAUUCCUUACUGCAGAGCCAUUUGAAACACACUGACAUCCUCAAUAGCCUGUGCAAGGAUACCCUCUUCUCUUUCCAUUCCAGUUUGCAACUUGCUGAACAAAUGAAGCUUUCAGAGGUGCAGGAGGACAUAGACCACAAGUUGUUCCAGAGGACGGUUAAACUGUGUAGAUUUUUUGCUAAUUCCCUUGUACACUACACCAAGGAAUUUAUUCCCUUCCUCUGUGGUUCCUGCUGUCAGUUACACCAGCUGUAUCUUCAGAUAUAUAGCAAGUUUCCUCCCAGUCUGUAUGCUCCAGUGAUAUCAGAGGCCCAUCGAGAUGAAAUAGCCAGGGUUUUUCUAGUAGCUCUGGAUCCUCUCAUCUACCAGCUUCUUUCUUCAAGGGCUUUCUUGGAACAGGUGUUAAGUGAAAAAUUAGAUCUUUCUCCUGAACUGCAGCUGCCUCAGUGUCAUCUUCUGGUUAGCAUAAUGGACAAGCUGGCCACUCAGCCUGAAGAGGUGCGAACUCUGUGGAGCUCAGGAAGCCAGUCUGCAGAAGAGAUUCCAAGGUUGUCAUUGUUCUCAGCCCUUUUCCUUAGUUUCCAGCAGUGUUCUGGUGAGCUCGCUCUUCCUGUCUGUUUGCCUGGAGUGUUAAGUACAGGGCAACCUGAGGUUCCUGUCACCUUGUAUCACCACGUUUGUGUCCAUCUGUGUGCCUUCAUUGCAGCUGUGUUGCCUUCACACUUCCCUCAACUGGAGUAUGCUCUGCUUGAUGCUGUCCUUGGUUCUAGUAUGAUCACCUCCCUGCUGGCUAUGGAUUCAUGGUGUUUCCUAGCUCGGUAUGGAACAGCGGAACUUUGUGCUCACCAUGUUUUUGUGAUAGCCCAUUUGAUAAAGUCUUGCCCUAGUGAGUGUUACCAGCUCUCUAUCUUGGGUGUCCUCCUGAGGCGUAUGCUGUUUUUGAUGGCUCCAGACCACCAGGUGGAAUUUACCCAAAAAUUUCCUCCCACAGAACUGGAAAACCUGCCUGUCUGGCAGCUUAUUUCUCUCAAGGCCCUAGCUCCUGAUAUAAUGAAACAUGUGGUGAACCAGCUCUGUGGGGUAGGGCUUGUGCAGAGCAGGCAGUGGCUGAGUGGCAGGCGCACACUAGGAGAGCUCCCACAUGUGAAUAUUGCUCUCUCCGCCUUGCUGACUGUGUGUAAUUCUGCUGGGGGUGUUCUGGAGGCAGGACAGCAGGCAGCCAUCUUGGGAAUUGUUGGUCAGGUCUGGGCUGUCCUCCAGGUCAAGCAGCUUCUCACAAAUCGGGUGGUGGUCUAUUUGUCUGAGGCCAGACUGAGUAUUUGGGAACAUUAUUGCAGUAUUAAGUUUUUUCUACAUCAGUUGAAUUGCCUGGUGAGCAGAAGUGUUCUGUUGCUAAUGAUAUCUUCUGAUCUGCUAAAGGUCUCAAGUCAACAGUGUCUCCAGCAGACACUCUGCUUACUGCUUCAGCUGCUGCAAUUUUUCAGCUUGACGUUAGAGCCUCAACUGAUGAUUCAGGUAUUUGUAUUGCAAACUUCCCUCCUUCAGUUGGAUCCUCCAGAUCACAUUCGGUUGGCAGCAGUGGAUUUUCUUUCAUCUCUGGGAAAAUUGUUUAUACCCCAAGUAGUCCAGGGACAAGUUGUGUCCAAGCUGUCAGGUCUCUUUGGCUCUCUGUUGGCUGACAGGACUUGGCUGAUUCACCAACAUGCCCUGGAGGCAUUUGCUCAAUUUGCAGAGGAAACAAGCCAUGAAGACAUAGUUCCUCAGUGCCUUAAUUCUGAAGACAGUAAGAACAAAGUUGUUUGCUUUCUGGCCAAGACAAGGCAGGUGGAAGAGACAGCAGAAGCAAGGGCAGAAAGAAUGAAACAAGAAAAUGCAGUUUGCAAUAGAUACUUUCAGAAAAUGAAAAUGGAUGGUGACCUGGGGUCAAUAUUAGAGCCUUCAGCAAAGAGAGCUUGUCAUUCACCCUCCGAGGAGCAGUAUAAGUCAGCAAUAGGCACAGCAGAGGGGGCACUGGAAGCUGUGAAGUUGCUGCUGCAGAAAGGACCUCCACCUGCUUGGCUUACAGUGAAAUUAGAGGCUCUACAGGCAGCUCUAGCCAGCUUAAGAGACCACGUGGUAAGAAACUGAAAUGUGUUUAGACAUUAAAUGGCUCAGCUAGCAGAGACAGUGCCACAAGAGGAUCCCAGCUGAAAAAACAAUCUGAAAAGGAGUUACUGUGGUGAUAAGCUGGUAUAGAGACUCUGGUGUUGAUUAAAUGUUUCUUCAGUUUGUCCUCUGUUAAAUUGCCUCAUUAGUGUUAAGGGGUGGUGACCUGCCUUCCACAUUAGUUGGCUAAAUAGGCCAACCUAUUUUUGUGUUGUGUGAAGGAGUUGAUGUUUCAUGUUGUUGAUUGUAUAUAGAAGACAGCUUUUUUAAAGUGUUUCAUUUGCUGCAAAUUGAACUGACAAGUGUAAUAAGGUAUCUGAAUUUUUUGUAAGAGAAAAUGAAUGGCUACAGCAGUUGCCCUGCUAUGUGUACAGGUAGAGAGGGUGGUGACACUUUUAAUUAAA